AUGGAAACAGUUGUUUCUCAAUGUCCAGCCUAUGGCCAGGGGAUUCAGACACGCGGAUCCAGGCCAAUCCCAAGGCAGUCGAACACAAAGAAGGUGCUGACUCUGCAACCUGGGCAUAGGUUGGCUCUAACCUUAGAAGUUCUUGAGAAGGAGCCUACAGUUGCCGGCGGGCCAUCUGUGAACGCCAGCGUGCAGCUGGUCACCAAGCGAGGUGAAAAGAUUACCAUAAGAAUCAGGUACGAGAGCGUUCUGGGCGGGCUGAGCUUUUCUCCAGCGAGCUUGCGGUUUGAAGCAUCAUUUCCUGGCCGAGUCCAGAAUCGUGUUGUUGCGGCACGCUCAACUUUCGAGCAGCCUUUGCAGCUUAGCGCAGUUCGAUCGACUGACAGCCGUAUCAUUCCCGAGCUUCUCACGAAGACCCUGAAACCCUUGGCUCGAACGGAAGUUGUUAGGGUCUACUAUGAUCCAGCGAAGGCCUCCGGUCGAUUCUUUGCAUGGCAGUUUGUGGGAAUGGCCACGCUGAAGCAUGCAAGUGUCUGUAUAGCCUGGUUUCGUUUCAAUAGACAGGGCUGGGCUUGUCAAUCCACGGCGCGAGCAGUCGCAUGCAGCAGCUUUGAUGAAGCUCUGCUUGCUGAUGGCGCUGAUGGCGCGCUCCGGAGGAGCCACUUGCUGGGGGCCCUGGUGCGACGAGAUUCAGUGCUGACACUCUCCGCCAAAGAUUGGCAGAUCCAGUUUGAGAACGAAGAAGAUUUUCGAUCUGGGCUGGAGGCGCUUGAAGCGGCAGCUCGCAGAGGCCGAGCGCUGUCGCGCACAGCUGCGUUGCCAGAGACUCUGGCGGUCCUCCUUGUUUGGAAGAGCUCUGCGACCUUUUCGACCGCUCAUAACUAUGCCAAGGCGUGCCUGAACAAUGGUGCACCUUGGCGUUUGCGGGCAGGGGCGACAGCGCCUGUGGUGACAGUGCCCAAUGUGACAGUGCCCACUGUGACGGCGCCUGCGAUGGCACCGCUGCUUCAGAAAGGCUUUGCGCUUGUGCAGGGGUUUGGCAAAGUGUUCGUGGCAGUGGAAGGCAAUGUGCUGGUAUUCUGCCAAGAGAAGUGGCGAGCCAAGCUGGCUGAUUUUGGCAACGCACAGGUUUACAUGACUUUGCCAGCGUUGACUUUGAACUACCGGAGCCCUGAAGUGAUUUUGGGCAAGCGUCCAGGCCCUCCGAGCGAUAUGUGGAGCCUUGGUGUCUUGCUCUACGAGAUGAUGUGGUUGCUUGGAGGGAACGAUGUUCUUCGUCAGCUGCUGCAACCUGAUUUUGCACUCCGGCCAACGGCGCGCGAUUUGAUGCCGGCAGAGAUGUCCGAGCCGGACGCCAAUGCUGCAGUGGAGCUUGGCUGGAAACAGCCCAGAGGCUCCGUAGCUCUAUGUGUGUGCUUGCGCUUUGCAGCCAAAGCCUUGCCGAUCCUCAUUGCGCGAAAGAGCCUGUCCUUGGUGCCGGCCGACACUGUCUGCAAAGGUAAACUGUGGCAAUGGGAUCUGGACCGACAAGAUGAAGCCCAACAUCAGAUGCGCACGGACGCAACCUGGUCUUCAGCUCUGGCGGCAGACUGCGAGGGUGGACGAGCUUUUCAUUUGGGGCCAGAAGCGGAGGGACAGAUCUGGCAUGUGGAACCAUAUGGCGAAGCUUCAAUAGGACCAGUCAUUUUCGAGCCUUUCCAGCACGCGCAGUUCCGGACCACACUCUAUGUGCGAAACAACCUCACCACCUUGCAUCCAGUGGAGCUGAAUGGACAUGGUGGCUCGAGCCGGCUAGUGUUUCCUGAAGGGGUCCUAGAAUUCAAUUUGACGAUCUCAGAUUUUGCUGAAGAGGAAGAUGGGUCAGGUGCAGUCGAGGACAGUGAGAAAGGGUCGCAUGGCAGCAUGCUUUUCAAAAGGUCCAAGCCAUGGUGGCGGCAACGCCGCCUGGCCGUGACGCGCAGCAUUGUCGCUACAAACGACUGUGAGCUCCCCGUUGAGGUGGCCCAGAUCGACAUUGGUGGCAUCCCAGGAUGUAGCGCCUUCGGCUUUGAGGUGCAAGAUUGCCAGCUACCGAUCACAGUCGCGCCGCGCGAAUCCGUUGCCUUCAUGGUUUCCUUUACGCCAGAAGUUGUUGCCUCGCGCUGGGUUCAGCCAAAGCAGCAGAAGACGCUCAAAAUCAUGAGACGUGCUUGGGUUUCUCAUGAAUUGGUGUCUGAAGUUGCAUCCAUUCUUCUGGAGAAUGUCCUGAUGUACGAUGUUGAAUGGCACCGACCUAAAGCCUCUCCCCUUGAUGAUUUCAGAGCCUUGUCCCUUGGGGAGGCAGAUGUGAACUUUGAGGUGUGGCAAGGAGGGAAAGCAGAGGAGCUACAACGAUGGGUUCGAAGUGAUUCAGCAGAGGUUGUGGGCAGCCACUCCAUGCUUGCAUAUGACGGCAUACACACACUGAAGCACACAAUUGACCGCUUCCCUGAAGCAGAAUUUUACCAGUAUCUACAAACUCCACAGAUGUCAUGGGUGUUUGCGAGUGAUGCAUUUCAGCAAGGAGAGUCAUUUGCUGAUCCGGGCAACCUUUGCAGAGAUCAAAGGUGGAACUGCACUGACUUUGUGUGGCAACCCCCGCAUUGUAGAGAGGAGGUCCGCUGCGUGGGUCAGGUGUUGCACGAUUAUCCUCACUACAGCCAGGGGGUGAUGGAGCAACAAAUUGCCAACAAUGGAUUGCCACUGUCUACUGUUUACUUGACCCCACUUUCCAAGCAGGUAGCAGUAUGGAAUGCCUUUGCAUCAAAAAGAAAUAUUUUGUUCCAGCACCACUUCCCAUCUGAGGGAGUUGACGGUGUCCCAAGCAGUGCUUUCGUGCCCAUCCAAUUUUCACCCAAGCGGUAUGGAUGCAACUCCACCGAAAGCUCUUCUCCUGACGGCGGCUUCAGUUGCCAUCUUGAAGCCAAGCGCUUGCUGAUCGUUGCCUCCCCAGCAUUCGUGACAGAAGGAGACGCAGCAUAUUUUGCCGAGCGCUUCCGCCUUGACAAGGAGAGCUAUGACAGACUCUUUGAUCUUUGGCGGCAGCAUGAUGGUGAUGCUUAUCAAGCCGCCUGCAGGUGGUUGCAAGAGACCGGAAGUUCUAAGUGGGGAGGCUGGAUCAGAUUCAGCAAGCAAGUGGAUUUUAUCCGUGAAUUCCCUCCCAUGUCGGGGUGCUUUCCAACCUUCUACUUAUUUUUCCUGGCUGCUGUGACGGUGGCCUUUACGGAGAAGUAUUUGCUCAAGAGCCUAAAGGCCUGCAAGCGAUGGUGUACCAGGCCGCCAGCCCAGAACCCGAACUGGGAGCCCACGGAUCUCAGUGACAUUCAGAGACGCAUGAAUGAUCGUGCCAGUUACACGACUCCAGAUUUCACCUCCAAACUUGUUGCCUCAAGAAGCGCAUCCUUCGUUGAAGUGAAGAUGGCCCUUUUGAAAGGUUCUAUGGGAUUUAUGAGCUUUUUCCGUGAUGAGGAAGACUUUUGUGAAGACUCUGGCCGGGCCAUGAUUCCUCCACAAGCUUCGUCAUGUUUUCGUCAAUACUUCCACAGCAGCCUGCAGGUCCUCAUUUACAUUGUCACAUCCGGCCUCGCAAACAUUGCUGUUAGUGCGCUCACCUUUGCUUUGGCGACUGGCAUGGUUGGUGCACUUUUGGCUGAAGUUCGGGCCACGAAGGAAAACAACAAGCAAGUAGAUCCGCUUCUUCAAGUGGAAGACUGGUACACCAACUGGCUUUCAGACAUGCAAACCGUAACAGUUUUGAUCGAUGACUUCAAGUUUUUGCCGACCUUCUUCAUUACCUACAUGAUUGGGCAAGAUGUAACUCGCUGGCUCGAAUGGCUUCGAACUAUGUUCCGCGUGCAAGGACGGCUGCAUGAUGUGGGGCUUGUGGUUGCCACUUCUUAUCGGAAGGUGAACGAUCCACAGAUUGGAAAACAGCAGCGCCAGAUGCUUUUCAAGUGGUACAGAUAUCUCAAUGCAAUUCAUUAUUUGGGCUAUUUCAAGCUGGCACCAAGCAUUGGAGCCUCUGGGGAUGAAGUUCUUCAAGACCUACGCACUGCUGGGCUUCUGAAGGAGGCCGAGUGCCAGCAGCUUCAGUUUGCAGGUACCAAGUUACGAGACACCCUGGUUUCAUGGCUGGGCACAUUGUGGCAUGACGAGCUUGAACGUGGAUGGGUUCAGAGUUCAGACUCCGACGUCUUCAUGCGAAAGAUUUGCGAACUGCGUGGAAUUCUGGCCCAGCUGAGCGACAUGCAAGACCUGCGGAUCAGCCAGAUGGUGCGUGUCAUGAUGGUUGUAGUAACCAACAUUCUUCUGGGAUUGGCACUGAUCGGCUACCCCACGAAGAUGUAUGAAGACACAACGGAAUGUAUCCAAUUCUGGCCACUGAUUGCAUGCUAUCUUUACUUCAUUUGCUACCGAGGGAUGCUUCACGUGAUGUUUCUGUUGGACAAGGGCCCUUUCUACGCGAAAGGAGAUUGUGUGAAUAUAGAUGCAUUGUUGAUCAGUACAGAACGCUAUAUGUUUCACAUUUUUCGCACUUCAUUCAAGAGUAGCCAACAGAAGAAUACAAAAUAUCCGUUGCCUGAUCGGCCACAAGAGCCGGCUGCGGUGUAA
Messenger RNA from Durusdinium trenchii, 4629 nucleotides. NCBI's taxonomy places the organism in Eukaryota, Dinophyceae, Suessiales, Symbiodiniaceae. The record is from the annotation of a GenBank genome assembly.